AUGAGUCCAAGAAGACUCGGUUACGUUAAGGCUCAGAGAUGGCUGAUAAAGCGGCAAGAAAUGGUCUGCCCAAAGCAGCUCAAGUCGUCGAUAGAUCAUAGCCGGCAGUCCAGGUCGUUGGCGUUCAUUCACUCAGUCGGGAUGUCUCAGAUCCACUGGGCUAUCAGGACGGACCACCGAGUGACGCGCGGGAAUAGACGGAUUUCGCCACGCCUUUUGAUGCCGCUCCAGCUGCCGCUCCAGCGCUAG
Molecule: messenger RNA, 249 nt
Organism: Pseudocercospora fijiensis CIRAD86
Lineage: Eukaryota; Fungi; Ascomycota; Dothideomycetes; Mycosphaerellales; Mycosphaerellaceae
Exons: 5
Coding region: 1-249 (82 amino acids)
Source: RefSeq, a predicted model, not a curated record